AUGUUGGGCUCCGCCCAUCCCGCCCAUCGCGCUGUCGUCCUGCGCCGCCCAGCCACCUCCGCCGUCCUCGUCGCCGUUCUCGCCAGGGCCACCCUCCCACCGCCAUCAGCUCCUCUCGCGCUCUCCCCAUCUGCUCCCCACGCGCCCCCACCGUUGCCCCGCCCGCGCUUGCCUCUCCGCAGCGUCAUCCGCGAAUUGCGGGGCUUGGUGGUGGGCGCACGGGUGACGGAGAGGGUGGCGGAGUCGCCAGGCGCUGGAGCGCGCUCAGCAGUGAUGGGGGAGAGCAGGGGAGAGGGGGAGGAGAGGUGGCGCGGUGAAGGGGUGGCAGUGGGUGGGGCGGAGAGGGAGGUUGCGGACAAGGGUGGAGCGCCCAGCGCCUGGCAGUGGGUGGGUCGAGCGAGCAAGUGGUCUUCGUACGUGUACCUCGCCCUCUAG
This is a messenger RNA of Closterium sp. Naga37s-1, 435 nucleotides long. NCBI's taxonomy places the organism in Eukaryota, Viridiplantae, Streptophyta, Zygnematophyceae, Desmidiales, Closteriaceae. The record is from the annotation of a GenBank genome assembly.